Messenger RNA from Racocetra persica, 251 nucleotides. Lineage: Eukaryota; Fungi; Glomeromycota; Glomeromycetes; Diversisporales; Gigasporaceae. The record is from the annotation of a GenBank genome assembly.
GUAUUGAAAAUGAUACCUUAACAAUUUCAGAUGAGUUUUCAGUUUUACCAACAGAAAAAGAUAAUAAUGGUAAUGAUAUAUCAUUAUUUAUUCUUGGUACUAGAUGGCAACAUCGAGCUGGCUGGGAACCUAUAGUAAAGGGUGAGUUUACAGCAUCAGCUAAUAGAAAGACUAUUACUAUUCCACUUUCUGUUUAUAAUAAAAAUGAGGAAGCAAAGCUUCAAAUUUCUAAUUCACUCAAAAAAAAAUAA